UGUUGCGACAGUAUUUAUCUAGUAUAAGAAUUUUACCCUUAGUUUUUAUAACAUUUGAUUAAUAAAAAAUUUUAAUAUAUAAACUCAGCGACCUUCUAACAUUUUUAAUGAUUUUCGAUUGAUUUUACAUUGAGGAGUAUUUUUCACUUUAAUCGUAAUUUAUAAUGUUGAUAUUUUAAACUGUUAUGGCAAAUUUUGUUUAUUUUGAAUAAUUUUAAAUUCACAUUUAAGAAUAUAGUUGUUUUGGUUUUUAUAUAAUUGAGUCUGUUAUUUCACAAUGAUGGGAGAUAAUUCAAAUUUGCCCAUAUUUUCAAAUAAAACCGAUGAGAAUUUUCUACUCAAGGGGAUAGAUUUUGGAAAAACUGAAUCAACUAGUUCGUUUAAAUCCAGGUUAAGUUCGGCAAUGAAUUUCGGUAAAGGGAUUUUCGGGCUUACAAAUGGUUGGCAAGCGGAGCCAUCGUGGAAAACGUAUACGAACUAUAAGGCUUUCCUGGCCUUGUUUGCAUGUUCUGUCAUUUUUUUUAUUAUGUCUUUCAUGUCACUGCCUUUUAUAAUUUUCGCACCUUAUAAGUUUGGACUCCUUUUCACACUGGCGUCUCUAACAUUUUUAUCAUCAAUGUCGUUUUUAAGAGGAGCUGGCUCCCUAAUUGACCACAUGCUGAACCCUAAAAGACUAGUGUUCACCGUCUCGUAUCUUGUUUCUCUCCUGUGUACUUUAGUUUUUACCACUUUCUAUCCUCUGUAUGUUUUCGCAUUCAUCUUCUCAUUGGUACAAUUUUUCGCACUCUCUUCUGUAAUGAUAUCAUAUAUACCAGGUGGUGCCGGAGCGCUUAAAACAGUUUAUUCUUCAAUGUGGUCGUAUGUAAGAGGGAGAUCACGUGGAUCAGAUCUACCCUUAUAAUUUAAUAUAAAUUCGCUUUAUAUUAAUAAUAUUUUUAUUAUUUGUA
Theileria parva strain Muguga is the source of this 947-nucleotide messenger RNA. RefSeq names its product Got1/Sft2-like family protein. The record is from RefSeq and is a predicted model, not a curated record. Gene Ontology annotation, cellular component: membrane. The transcript is spliced from 3 exons. Lineage: Eukaryota; Apicomplexa; Aconoidasida; Piroplasmida; Theileriidae. Gene Ontology annotation, biological process: vesicle-mediated transport. Bases 278 to 901 code for a protein of 207 amino acids.